This is a messenger RNA of Ceratotherium simum simum (southern white rhinoceros), 1128 nucleotides long. It is a transcript of the gene ARMC7, whose product is annotated as armadillo repeat containing 7. The record is from RefSeq and is a predicted model, not a curated record. Lineage: Eukaryota; Metazoa; Chordata; Mammalia; Perissodactyla; Rhinocerotidae. Gene Ontology annotation, molecular function: protein binding.
AUCGGUAGAGGCCCGGACAGGUUCUCUCCCGGCUUUUCCGGCCUCACCUCCCACACUCUCCUGCCUGUGCGCUGGAGGUCCUCCGCGUCCCCGACCAUGGCCCAGAAGCCGAAGGUAGACGCCCACGUUGGGCGCCUGGGGUACCUGCAGGCGCUGGUCACGGAAUUCCAGGAGACGGAGAGCCAAGACGCCAAGGAACAAGUCCUGGCCAACCUCGCCAAUUUCGCCUAUGAUCCCAGCAAUUACCAGUAUCUGCGGCAGCUGCAGGUCCUUGAUUUAUUCCUCGAUUCGCUGUCGGAGGAGAAUGAGACCCUGGUGGAGUUUGCUAUUGGAGGUCUUUGCAACCUGUGCUCAGACAAGGCCAACAAGGAGCACAUCCUGCAGACAGGGGGCAUCCCACUCAUCAUCAACUGCCUGUCCAGUCCCAACGAGGAGACUGUGCUAUCCGCUGUCACCACGAUCAUGUACCUGAGCUCACCAGGCUCUGGCUCCCACCCAGAGCUGACCGCCCUGCCCGUGGUCCAGUGCAUGCUGCGCUUCUCUCUCUCGGCCAACACGAGGCUCCGGAACCUGGCCCAGAUCUUCCUGGAAGACUUCUGUUCCCCAAGCCAGGUGGCUGAAGCCCGCAGCUGGCGGGGUCACUCUGCCCUGGGUAUUCCCCUGCCAAGGACCGAGGCCCCACAGCAGCCCUGAUCCAAGGAGACUUCAAGGCCAUGGCACCCCCACUGCCAGAGACAAGACCAAAUCCUCAUGGGGGCUCAGGAAGCAGGAGCAGCAUAGCUCCCACUGAGCACAUUCUCCCCAAAUGGUGCCUUUUCGGCCAUUGUAAAGGUGAGUUUUCUCAGCAUGACAGGUAUUUACACUGUGAUGAAAGGCAUUAGGAGAUGAGUGAGAACGCCAAACUUCGGGACACACGGAGAAGGAAAUCAGAGGCAGUGCCGUUGUCACAGGCUGGCACUCUGAACCAACUAGAGGUGAAGGUCCUGCCUCCCAGCCCACCCCACUGCCAGGCUCUCACUCUCGUGUAAGAAGCACCAGGGUCCCUAGAUCCAGAGGCUGUGCAGAAGGCGGUUCUCCUGAGGAGCAGCUGGGCCUGGGGUUUAGGAGAAUUGCCUAAGCUUGAGGAAU